Effrenium voratum is the source of this 2163-nucleotide messenger RNA. NCBI's taxonomy places the organism in Eukaryota, Dinophyceae, Suessiales, Symbiodiniaceae. The record is from the annotation of a GenBank genome assembly.
AUGAAGUUCCUUCCCAAGACGGAGUGGGAGCUGCCGGGCCUGGAGAGUUUGCCAAAGGGCUGGAAGACAUACCUACCUGGUCAUGGUAAGCUGUCGUUCUCGCCUGUGAAUCUCAACGAUGCGUGCGUGCUCACACCCGCGUGGUUUGGUGGCAUCGCUACGCUCUUUGUGGUACUUCUUACCAUCGAGGCUUCGGAGUCCACCUCCGCCGGUGUGGUGGCUGGCUUGGUCAUGGCAAUCAUCCCAGCUCACAUGAUGCGAUCCAGCGCCGGGGAGUACGACAACGAAGCUGUGGCCGUCGCUUGCUUUUGUGCCACCUUCUGGCUGUGGUGCCGCUCCGUCAGGACCUCUCGCUCCUGGCCCUGGGCGCUUCUGGCCGGCUUGGCAUACUUCACCGCAGCGGCGACCUGGGGCGGAUACAUUUUCGUCAACAACAUGAUAGGUCUGCAUGCUGCUGUGCUGGUGGCACUGGGUAAGUACAACUCGGGAUUGUACAGAGCCUACACGCUUUGGUACGUUGUGGGCACUUCACUGGCCACGUUUAUUCCGGUCAUCGGUUGGACUCCACUCCGGGCCACUGAGCAGAUGCCUUCCCUACUCGUCUUCAUCGUGUUCCAGCUGCUGGAGGCUUGCGACCUGAUUCGGCGUCGCAUGCCCCGUCUUGAGCACCCCUGGAAGUUCUUCGCCUUCCGCACGGCCGUGUUCACCUCCGCCGUUUUGGCGGGAGCUGCAGUUUGCUGGACACUGUAUAGUUUGGGCCACUUCGCACCCCUGGGUGCCCGCAUCCGCGGGCUGUUCCUGAAGCACAAGAAAACCGGGAAUCCAUUGGUGGACUCAGUGGCCGAGCAUUCGGCCACCAGCGCUCAAGCAUAUGAGCAGUAUCUCGGCGAUGCGCGAUGGGUGGCAGCCGUUGGCAUGCUUUUCUGCUGGCAUCAACGCACACCUGCAAAGUUCUUCCCAGUGAUUUAUGCGAUCGUUGCUUACCAUUUUUCUGGCAAAAUGUCCAGACUGAUGAUCAUUUGCGGGCCCAUUGUGUCAAUGCUGGCCGGGUACCCCAUCGGAAUCGUAGUGGACUGGUGCAUGCAGCAAUUCCUGGACGCGUUGUGCCCCACGCCACAAGUCCCAGCAGAGAAGGUGGUGCGAUCUGGAGGCAUGGGCUCCAUCUACCGCUUCCUGUGGAAGGGUUUCGAGCCGCUGGCAUCCCCUUCCGAGGUGAAGGACUUGCUCCAGCUCGCCGAAGGCGUGCAGGAGAGGUUCCCCAUGCCUUGCAGGGCGACGAGAUGCAGUAUCGCAGUUCUUGUCCUGGUUACGGGGUAUCUCAAUAUCCGCGAGCCAGCUAAGAAGUUCAUAGAGCAGUGUGAGGGAAUCGCUCCACACAUGGGUCAUCCAUCAAUCGUCUUCAAAAGCCGCCAGGGGCUGAUCACAGACUACUUGGACGGCUACAAGUGGCUCAAGGCAAACACGCCCCAAGACGCGCGCGUGAUGGCUUGGUGGGACUACGGUUAUCAGAUCACUGGCAUCGGAAAUCGCACAUCUAUCGCCGACGGCAACACGUGGAAUCAUGAGCACAUUGCUACCUUGGGUCGAACUUUAACGAAUCCUGAAAGGAAAGCGCAUAACAUCAUGAAGCAUCUUGCGGACUAUGUUUUGGUUUGGGCUGGAGGGCAUGGCGACGACAUGGGCAAGUCGCCGCAUCUUGCUCGCAUCGCCAACUCCGUGUUCCCAGAUGUGUGUGGCGAGGAUGACCCAACCUGCAGGAAGUUUGGCUUCUACUCUGGGGGCAAGCCAACAGACAUGAUGGCCGCUUCCUUCUUGUACAAGGCCGUAAAGCACAAUCUGGAGGAUGGAGUGAAACUGGAUCCCAAGCUAUUUAAAGAGGUGCAUACUACCAAGUUCGGCUUGAUGCGCAUUUUCAAGGUCUUGAACGUGUCAGAGGAGUCCAAGAACUGGGUGGCGGAUCCUUCCAACCGGAAGUGCGAUGCCCCGGGAAGUUGGUAUUGUGUUGGCCAGUACCCUCCAGCAUUAAGCAAGCUCAUUGCCAAGCGGAAAAACUUUGCGCAGCUGGAGGAUUUCAACCGGAAGGAUGGAGAGAAGAGUGCCUAUACUCGAAUGGUGGAGGAGAAGAUGAAGCAGGAAGAAGCCGGCUGGGACGACCAUAUCUGA